GUGUUUGCCGCCAAAGACCUAGGUGGCCAUGUGCGGCCCUGCAUGGACGUCAUGGGCGUGCUGGCUCACGGACACGUUGCAGCUCUAGCUUUAUCUCACCCUUAUGUUACAAAGGGCAGCAGUUUUUGCACAGAGCUCAUCUUGAAUGUUCUGAAGAGGAAGACGUUCCUGCAGAUCGGUUGCAAAGGAAAUCACCUGCAGGGCGUGGGCGGGCCAGGAGCGCCACACGUAUUUUCCUUCGACAGAGUCGGCGACUUAGGCAUCCCGCGGGAUCAGAUCGAUACUCGAUUUUGGGAUGGCCUGGGCGCACCGCCGCAUCCAUCUGAUGUAGUCUUGAGGACGAAGCAAAAUAUGUCUUUGCCGGACACAGAGUACAGCCAACCAGUGUUAUAUCUGCCGCAUUGUGUGGCGCAAGAAUUGGUUUCUGAGCGUAGCGUACCUGAAGGCGGGGCAGGGGCAACUAGGUUGUGGCAGUCUGGCUUGACUUUCCCAUGCCUCAUAGACUUGUGCCAGUUCUCCAAGAAGAGCGCGCCCGAGAUGAUCAAACUGCAGAGGGAUGGGCAAAAUUGGCCCACCUUUUGCGUGCCUAGCCUAUUCUUAUUUGUCUCCUGGCGGUUUCAGGCUGUUGGGUCCUGGGUUUAG
Symbiodinium pilosum is the source of this 642-nucleotide messenger RNA. NCBI's taxonomy places the organism in Eukaryota, Dinophyceae, Suessiales, Symbiodiniaceae. The record is from the annotation of a GenBank genome assembly.